AUGCUACGCUCUGCCAUCGCCUGGAGCGACGGAACCCUCUCCGAGAUCCGCUCCCGUCACUACUCCGACCGAUGCAUCAAUCUCGCCGCCGAGAGGUCCCCUAAGCUUCAAUCUUCUUCCCAGCGUCCAGGGAAUGUGCCAAACGAGUACCUCAUGGCAAACAUGGCUCGCCCUCUUGAAGCAGAUUCGGAAACUGUAACAAUUGGGAAGUUCAUGACAGGGUUGAAGCACUUAGAGCUUCGAUUCUCGAGGUUAACGGCCAAAGGGAUCGAAUCGAUCAGCAAAGGGUGCUUGAAUUUGGAGUUCCUGGAUUUGUCAGGGUGUGUUAAUGUCAGGGGGACGAUGCGAGCUUGA
Messenger RNA from Linum trigynum, 354 nucleotides. NCBI's taxonomy places the organism in Eukaryota, Viridiplantae, Streptophyta, Magnoliopsida, Malpighiales, Linaceae. The record is from the annotation of a GenBank genome assembly.